CCAGCUCUCCAGCUCUCCAGCUCUCCAGCUCUCUAGCUCUUAGCUCGCUCUCGCACACCACAGAAAAAACAUGGGCAAGGUUGACUACGUCCUUCUCGACUGCGACAACACCCUCGCUAAGUCUGAGUUCCUCGCUUUUGAGGCCUGCACCGAUCUGUCCAACGAAAUUCUCGAGAAGCAUGGCAUUGAUCAUCGCUACACCGUUCACCAGCUGCUCGAGACCUUUGUCGGCCAGAACUUCCGCGGCAUGUGCAACAAGCUGCAGGAGAUUCACAACUUCAAAAUGACGCCAGAAGAGGUUGACGCAUACGUCGACCGCGAGCUCGGUGCCGUCACUGCCAAGCUUACCGAGAAGUGCGAGCCUUGCCCGGGUGUGCCCGAGAUGAUGGAGUGGAUCAAGAACCAGGGCUACAAGAUGGCUGUCGUCUCGACCUCGGCCAAGCCCCGCGUCGUUGCCUCGAUCAAGAAGAUUGGCAUCGACAAGUAUUUCCCAGACGAGCAUGUCUACUCGGCCGCAACCUCCCUCAACCCACCGUCUUCGAAGCCGGAUCCAAAGAUCUACAACUUCGCUUGCGAGCAGCUUGGCGUCAAGAACGAGCGCUGCGUCACCGUUGAAGACUCCAAGUCCGGCGCAACCGCUGCCAUGCGCGCUGGUAUCCCCCUGAUCGCAUACGUCGGCAUCUACGGCAUCGAGGAGGGUCAGGAGAAGAUGGAGAAGAUGGCCAAGCUGUUGAAGGAGGAGUGCAAAGCCGCUGCUAUCAUGUACGAUUGGAAGGACUUCCCUGCCUGCCUUGCCGAGGUCGAGAAGAACAUCCCAGAGUAAGCAUAAUGCCGUGCUUGUGGAUGUAGGCAGCAAAGUGACCACACGAAGAUCUCACCUGUAAGCCUGGGCAAACCAAACGCCCGGGUUCUCUACCCACUUAUCCCGACAUGCCUCAUAGCGAUACUAUCACCGUCCUGUCGCUGAACCCACGACUCAAAGAAGAAAAUUCAAAAAAGAAAAGCAGUGCCUAGAUGACGACAUUUUAUAAGGCAAGCGGGUAAUUGUGCACCGAACACGACCGUCACAUAUAUAGAAAACAAUCCUAGACGAUUUUCUUCACGAA
This is a messenger RNA of Verruconis gallopava, 1106 nucleotides long. RefSeq lists its product as uncharacterized. The coding region runs from base 71 to 823 and encodes 250 amino acids. The record is from RefSeq and is a predicted model, not a curated record. The transcript has 2 exons. Lineage: Eukaryota; Fungi; Ascomycota; Dothideomycetes; Venturiales; Sympoventuriaceae.